CUAAAUAACAGAGAUUCGUUUGUUUGGACUUUGGUGUGUUUUAGCGUGUAGAUGCGGUUUGGACCAAAGGGCUAUCUGGUCGACUGUCUGACGGUGGUAGUCACGACGCGAUAAGUAUAUAUUCGGUUGCAGGAAAAUGUGCAAUCUUUGUAGGUGACAACAUGUUUUUGCUAGAUCAUAGUGUGUUUUCUUCAUGAAGAAUAAGUCUAUGGUAAACGUACGAGCAACAUGGGGUCGUCUUGUUCUUCAUUGUCGUCAGCAACGGUUGUCACAACAGCGAAAAAUGUAAACGGGGUACCCACAAGGAAACAACCACCUGUCACAAAAGAAACCGAUCGGCGGAUGCAAAAUGGUAGACAACAGCGAACGACAACAGCAAAGACAAAGGACACAGGCAAGGAUUUUGUUUCCAAUACAAAUAUUCCCACCUCACAAGGGUCUAACCUGUUGUGUAAACAUUCAGAGCUGAUACAAGAUGCCAAUGCUGACGUCUCGGUGCAAUAUGACAAGAAGUCGCUAGACGGGGUACCAUUGACAAAUGAAGGGUCGACUCGCAUUUCGAAUGCAAGUUGUAAUAGCCAAGACGCAAUAGAAAGUCUAUGCAAACCGGAAGGUUCUGAGAGACCUUCAACACCAGGGAAAACUGCGACACGUGCGACUGAGACACAAGCACAAAGCAAGAAACAAAAGCCGUCAGAACAAAGUGAAGUUAUACAGAACGACGAACAAAAAAAUAGCAAGAAUGAAGCAAAAAAAGAGAGCACCACAAAGCUGUCAGACGCUGCAACCAGAGAAUUGUUUCACAAAAGUGACGACAAUUCUAAAGGUGGUAAUGUUGUGGACACUGAUGAGACAAUACGGCAAAUCGCUACACACGAACCAGUUUCAUGUGAAAAAGCAGACAACGACAAAACGAAUUCAAAAGAUGAGAAUGGCUCGACAACAAAUGACGGUAAAGGGACUGGAGGUCAAGAUGAUACAGAAAGGAUUCCCGUCCCUUCUCCAAUAAUGCCAGAAAUCAAAAGACGUCUGAAGAAAGUGGAGCUCAUCCCAGACGUGUCUGUUUUCAAGGAGCUAGACGACUAUGCCAAACAGACCCCGGAAAACGCGGAAACCUCAAUGCGUUCGCUGGUGAACUAUUUGACUCUUCCGACCAAAACGUCACUGGAGAGAAUACGUGUCCUCUUCAUGUGGGUGGCUACACACGUUAGGUAUGACGUCAGUGCCUACGUCAAGGGUGCGCCAUACGGAGAUACGUCACCAGAAGCCGUGUUCAGGACCAGGUUGGCUAUUUGUCAAGGCUAUGCUGACCUUUUUGCAGAAUUGUGCAGCUUGGUGAACAUCCCAUGCAAGACCAUCUCCGGCAAAGCCAAAGGAAUCGACUACGUGGUCGGCACCAAAUUCAAGGAGCCCAGUAACCAUGCAUGGAACGCCGUACAAAUAGACGGUUUCUGGUACCUCAUAGACUGUACAUGGGCCGCCGGUCACUCAGACAUAAGUUCAAGAACCUUUGUCUUUAGCUAUACGGAACACUACUUCUUAACAGAGCCAGAGUUUCUCGUGUCAGACCACCUCCCCAUAGAUGACAGUUGGCAGCUGUUAGACGAUCCUGUCUCGGUGCAAACGUUUGAAUCAUGGGUACUCUUGAAAGCUCGUUUCUUUGACCUUGGUCAGCGCAUGUCUGACCUUAACCACACUAAAUCUCGCGUGCCAACCAAAUCCGGUUCCACAACUAUCAAGAUAAGUCUCCGCGAACCCAUGUCGUUUGUUGUGCAUCUGAAAUCGUCCGAUGGUAAAAAGAAGUUGAGCGAAACAAAAGACUGUGUGCUGCAUGAAAUCGUCAACAUGGAGGCACGUUUUUACGUUGUUCCUCCUACAGAGGGCAACUUCCUGUUAACCAUCUUUGCCAAGAAAGGAACGUCAUCGGGAAGCCAUGAUUUGUUACUAGAGUAUGUUAUACAGUGCAAAAUCCCCAAAGCAGCAAGUGUUCCCUUCCCAUCAGCCAACGGGGGGACCUUACGGGGGCCAGGCCACUUCCUUCUUGAUGGCGUCAUUUCCGGUACCAGCCACCUGGAAGCUAUAAUUGACGUUCCUGAUGGUGACGUCAAAAUUCAGUUCGAGUUUGAGAGAAAGUUGCGUUUUAUGUGUCAUUUUGGGGAAGACUCUCGGUGGAAUGAGUACGUACUCACGGAAGCCGAAGACAACUGCGCGACUUUUUACGUCAGGUGCCCUGAAGCGGGCUUCCAUCGUUUGACAAUAUGGACCAAAGAAGAUACCGGGUCCGGAGAUGGGUCUUACCAUAGGCAUUGCACUUACAUCAUUAGCUGCAAAAAGAAGAAGCCAAAAUGCGCGCCUUUUCCAAAGACUUUCAGAACCUGGACGUCUGGCUGUAAGGUGUUCCGGCCGAAAAACGGACAUCUGGCUUCAAAUCGGGCCGUCCAGUUUCGCGUCAGGUGGCCAGAGGUUGUUGACGUGGCCGCGGUGGCUGAUGGUAAAUGGUACCACUUCGUACAUGGUAGUGAUGACUGCUGGGAAGGUAAUGCAACCACUGGUUCUCAAGGUACAUCGCUUCAAGUGGCCGGCAAAAGAGAUCCAAAUGUAAACUCCUAUGAGUGGUUACUUCAGUAUUCGGUUGUUUAGCUUCAGUUGAUUAUGUAAGUUAUGUACUCCUUAUGAUCUAUAUUCUGUAUAUCACUUUCUCAUCUGCAUAGUGACGGCGAUGACAAGAUCAUGUCAUCUCAUUUUCCAACGAUUUAAGAUAAAAUUGUACUUCAAGAUUA
Messenger RNA from Branchiostoma floridae (Florida lancelet), 2780 nucleotides. RefSeq names its product kyphoscoliosis peptidase-like. Lineage: Eukaryota; Metazoa; Chordata; Leptocardii; Amphioxiformes; Branchiostomatidae. The transcript is spliced from 3 exons. The record is from RefSeq and is a predicted model, not a curated record. Bases 229 to 2640 code for a protein of 803 amino acids.